GACCUAAGUUCCCUGAUGUGCUCUAUAGUCAUGCUUCAUCAGUGGAGUCUGGCUGUGUUCUUGCUGUGCUCCCCAGUGACUCUUGAUGGGAGACCAGUCGCUGCACUUAGUAGCAGAACGAAGAGGUCAGUGAGCCACGCCCAGCUGAUGCAUGACAAGGGCCGCUCCUUGCAGGAGUUCAAGCGCCGCAUGUGGCUGCAGGAGCUGCUGGAAGAGGUGCACACUGCCGAUGAGCGAGCUCUACCUGUGCAGAGCAGAACCCAGAGUCAAACAUUCAGUGGGAAUGCCCUGCAUGAGAAGCCCCCAGGGGCAACAAAGAACCUCCCCGACAGGUUCAGGCUGGACAGAGAGGGCCCUAACCUGCCACAGGAGACCAACAAGGCUCUGGCUUAUAAGGACCAGCCACUUAAAGUGGCCACCAAGAGGAAAAAAAAGGCGAGGUUAGGCCGACGUAGAGAGAGUGACAAGAAGCGGAGGCGGGCACGGUCCGUCACAACAAAGGAGCCAUGA
Molecule: messenger RNA, 510 nt
Organism: Cyclopterus lumpus (lumpfish)
Lineage: Eukaryota; Metazoa; Chordata; Actinopteri; Perciformes; Cyclopteridae
Product: parathyroid hormone-related protein-like
Exons: 3
Coding region: 16-510 (164 amino acids)
Biological process (GO): bone mineralization; adenylate cyclase-activating G protein-coupled receptor signaling pathway; osteoblast development
Cellular component (GO): extracellular region
Molecular function (GO): peptide hormone receptor binding; hormone activity
Source: RefSeq, a predicted model, not a curated record